AUGCAGCUGCUUCUCACUCACGCUCCAGAAGUUUACGAAGAAUUCCUAAAUGGCAACCACCCAGUGAGUAGAUCAAGUCAACCCUUUAGCCAAGUUUGGACUGACAUGGCCUUGGAACAAACCAUCAAUCUCAACAGCAAGAUUAGAGGGGGUAUUGUUGGCUUGACACAAAAUGCUUCGGCACUAGACAGAUGGUUUAUAACAAGUCACAAGAGAGCUGAGCUAACUGGUGCAACCAAGCGACUUUGCAACCUUGAAGACUCUGACAAGAUUGGGACUCACAAGGAGGCAGGUUCCCAAAGAGUAAAGAGGGAUGAAAACGAUGUUCAGCGGCUGAUUAACACCAUUACUAAUACCAUGUCAAACCCUUUCGAUUUGAGUGAGGCAUCGAAGGAAGACCCAGUUCAAUUACGAAACAUCGCCACUGGACUCGUUAUGCCGCAUGACGCGGCAGAGCAGCUCGUUGACUGUUUCAGCACAGGAGCAGAAGAAGCAAAGAAAUUUAGGAGACAAAGAAUGGACAGUGAUGAGGUAUCCUUUUGGAGCAAGAUAUCGAAAUUGAAUUUGAAAACAUUGGCUUCUCUGGCAAAAACAAAUCAAAUCAAAUGCGCAGACGAGAAGAUCAUCACUAUUUCAGCUGACAGAAAUUUGUUUGGAAGACUUCUAAUUGCUGCAAAGUGUCGUGACGUUGAUGUGAAAGAGGUCCUGAGAUAUGAACUUUGCAUUGGCACAUGCAGGUGGUGCUUUGCGGAAAACUACAAAAAGUGUCCUAAUGGCUGAGGUUGAACGGGAAUGUCAAGCACAAGGAAGACUUCCUGAAAGUGCACUAUCAACCGCAUUCAUUUUUGAUGCAAUGGCUCUUAUCCAGACGUUGAAGUCUGCAGGCUCCCGCACAUUCGGAGACCUAGCUGAAACAUACUUUAAUUUGCUCUUCACACCUCUACGAUAAGGUCAGUGCAGAAGAGUAGAUGUUGUCUUUGACCGCUAUGAUGUUCAAGAGUCCAUAAAGGAAAGUGAAAGAGUUAGGAGGGGUUCAAGCAGAGCUCUUGAGAUCCAAAUCACAAACAAGCAUACACCAGUUCCAAAGCAGUGGGGGAAGUUUAUCAGCAACCAGAAUAACAAGGUUAACCUUUCCAGAUUUUUUUGCCGAGAGUGGUGCAGUCUGGGUGAAUACAACUUACUUCCUGAUCAAGAGCUGGUAAUUGGUGGUGCCUUUGAAGAUCCAACAGAUGCAGUUGUUGUAACCCGUGGACGUACGGAUCCCCUUGCAGAGCUGAGAUCAGACCGUGAAGAAGCCGACACAAGGAUGAUCCUUCAUGCGUGGCACGCCUCUUCCACUAAAGAGAGGAUUGUCAUUCAGUCCCCUGAUACAGAUGUUGCUGUAUUAGCUAUCUAUGCAUACCAGAUGAUACAGUGCAACGAAAUUUGGUUCAAGACAGGCGUCAAAGGUAAGGUUCCCUUCGUACCUGUCCAGCGUAUUGCUGAGAAGCUUGGUAGGAGUGUUUGCGCAGCGAUUCCAGCAUUCCAUGCUCUAACUGGUUGUGAUUCUACUAGUGGGUUGUUUCAGAUCGGGAAAAAGAAAGGAUGGUAUUUGUCAAAUAUCCCAGUCUCCAUGACAGUGUUGGCAACCUUGGUAGUCAUAUUCCACCAAGAGCGCUCACUGUUGAAGCCUGUGAGAGGUUUAUUUGUUCCCUUUAUACAACCAACAAGAAGGCAGGGGUAA
Messenger RNA from Porites lobata, 1723 nucleotides. Lineage: Eukaryota; Metazoa; Cnidaria; Anthozoa; Scleractinia; Poritidae. The record is from the annotation of a GenBank genome assembly.